GGCAGGUGGUGUUGGUCUAUUGCUGGCUGCGGCUUGUCAGGAAGGAGCUGGAGGGGAGAUAUGACCGGGGCUCCGGGAGAGGAGGAUGAAUGAGUGAUCCAAGGAUCCACUGAAAAUCAACCAAUGCAUUCCAAAAGCGAAGAAGACCACUCUCCUCUUCUCUUUACAGAGAUCUGACUUGAUUGUAAUUCAGUGAGAGAAUAGUGGUCCUGGAAAGAAGAUGCUGGGAUCUGAACGUGGUGUAGUGGACGAAUGGCUCUCCGAAUACAAGGUAUUACCUGAAACUCAGCUCCCUGCUUAUGCUGCAACUCUCCAUCGCAAGAAGACGCUUGUUUCUGCUUUGUAUAAAGUGAUUCAAGACCCAAAUAACGAGCUUCUUGAGCCCAUAUGUCACCAGCUCUUUGAGCUUUACCGUAGCUCUGAGAUUCGACUUAAAAGAUUUACCAUGCAAUUUUUGCCUGAGCUGAUGAGCGUUUAUCUGCGUCUCACUGCCAGCCGCGACCGGCAAAGCAAUGGGUGCAUUGAGGCACUUCUUUUGGGAAUUUACAAUUUGGAAAUUGCAGACAAAGAUGGAAACAAUAAGAUUUUAUCGUUUACUAUUCCUUCAUUGUCCAAGCCUUCAAUCUAUCACGAGCCCUCAUGUUUAGGAUCGAUGGCUUUGACAGAGGGAGCGUUGAGCCAACAUGAUCUGAUCAGAGUGGUUUACAGCGACCUUCACCCCCAGAGAGAAAACUUUACUGCACAGAACAGUGUAGAGUUUUUUUGUCAGCACGAUGGACUUUUGCCACAAGUCGAUGGGAGUAUCAGUGUGAAGGAUGCUGUUCAACCUAGUCAGGUUGCAAAUGCUAUGAAGAAUUCAUUACCAUUUGAUGCUCCAGACACGUCAAAACAGGGACAGAAGGUGCUAAAAGUUGAGGUGACACCUACCGUCCCUCGCAUUUCGCGAACUGCAAUCACCACAGCAUCAAUUAGACGGCACCGCUGGAGAAGAGAAGGUCCUGAUGGUACAAUUGGAGGAGAAGACUCCAUUAAUCUUAAUGAUGCAGACGAGGGUUUUUCAUCUGGAGCCUCUGUAAGCAGUCAUCCUUUAGGAGCCAAACAAACGUCUCAGAGGAACAAUUCAAGGAAAAGCGGUAGUGUGCGUUCCAUUAAGGAAAAAGAGAUGACAACUCAAUCAAAGACUGUAGAAAACCCUUGGGAAGGCACACCGAGGAAGCAACACCUCCCACCAUUGGCCGAUGCAACACUUGAAGGGAUAGAGCUAUCACCUGUAAAGAAGCACCUUAGCCUUCCUGCUGGUGUGGUGCCAAAGGCCAAUAAUAUAAGUUUGAUCCGAACCUCCAGCACUUCAUCCAGUAAAUCAUUUGACUAUGUAAAUGGAAAUCAAGCUGGUGGCAGUGGAGGGAUAGAAGGUUCUACUAACCUCUCUGUCUGCAACACUAACAGAUUUUCAACUAUUAGCUUACAGGAAGACAAGCUAGGCCAUGGAGGAGAGGGUAAAGACCUCCUAUCUCCUGGUGCCCCAUUGACCAAACAAUCCCGGUCUCCAAGUUUCAAUAUGCAGUUAAUUUCCCAGGUGUAGUUGGCUCCCCACUCUCCUGUUUUUGCCCUCUCUUAGACAGAACUGUUUCUUUGCACUUGAACAAAAUCCGUACUGCAAUGUGAAAUAUAUUUUAGUUUUAUCUAUGUUCCUUAGUUAGAAUUCUGUGUUUUAUAGCAAGAGCAAUACAAACCUCUCCAUACUUUCCAUGUGCAAAGUAUUAAGAAAAAAAAUGCUUUUGUCAUUUCUUCCUUUUUAUUUGGGUGAUGUGCAAUCCAUUAUUAUCCUGUCAGUCCCAUUUCAACACUGUGAGUCUGCUCAGAAAAGAGGUCAGUGGAAAUAAAAAUCUUGUUUAUGGUUGUGGGAUUCUUAAGAUCUGGCGCAUGAUGUUUUUACCUGGAUUUUCAAGGAACUAUUUAAAGGUUAUUUGAACUUUUUUCAGUGCAAUCCAUUUUUUAAUUAAUGUUUAUUAAUCUGAUCAUCAGGCUUUUAUCCUCUCGACAGUCGAAUGCAUUUUCAACUCUCCUGUUGGCUUCACCUGUAAAGGAACUAUUCCCUCAAAUUCAUCACUAUGGGAAGAAGGAAAAUGUAGAUUACAGAUGAAUAGCAAUGAUGUUAUGAUAAUCUACACUCUUAUGUGUCUUCCCUUCUUUCCGAGAAUUGGUGGAUUUACAGUUGGAGAGAAUUAUUGUUUUAAAAAAAAAAAAUCAACAAAGUUCUGACUUAUUGCUUUAGAAUAUUCUCAUUUCCUUCAGGUUAGUGCUUGCAAAUUGAUGUCAAGUUUGUUGUCAGGUAAACAGAAGGCCUUGGGCUGUUUUGUUCCUUAUUGAAAACAGUCAAAGAGCCUUCACAGCUGCUCCCCUUUUGCUCCACCCAGUAACUAUUGAGACAUGUGACAAGUCUUUAUUCCAGUCUGGUCUGGCCAGCCAGUAAAAGAACACUUCAGGCGGAGUCAAACAGCCAACUGGAAUUGCUGAUGUACAAUGUGAAACUGUGUUCCACCCACAGUGUUUUAUUGGUGACCCCUCUUUCCUCUUGACCAUACUGCCUUUGUUAUGACUAUUCUUUUUGUAACUUGUGCUAAUGUUUCCAAAUUUACUUGGUUCUGUAAGGGCAGGGAGGUGGGCUACUGAUUAUUGCUGGGGGGUUUUUCACCCCUUUGAUACAACCUUCUAGGUGAGUUGUAUUGUUUUACGUUCCCUUUUAAUAGAUCCGGGUGUGAAUGUAUAUGGAUAUUCAAGUGGCAGAUUUUAAUUUUGUUGAUAUUUUUUUUUUUUUAUUCUAUUUUACAGUUUAAAAAGGACAUACUCGCCCUCUCUGACUGCGGCAUUGUUUGCUAAUACACACAAUUAUACAGAGAAUAGCUGGUAGACCAACAUCUGUUUUUUAUAUGGGCAGCUAAGUUACUGUGAAUCUGUACCAUCUUUUAAAACAAAUUCUUUAGAAUGGAGCUGACAUUGGUUAGGAUGAUAUGGCCAGUAAAUGUUUAUAUUUAUUAAAUAGAUGGUGGUAAGUUAUACAUGCCAAGAACUACAUUACUGUAUUGAAAUCAUUUUUUUAUUGUUUCCCUCUGUGUAACUUAACUGUAAAAAAGAAAAAGCUGAAUGUAUCUAUCCAAAAUACAAAUUCAAGUCAUAUGAAUUUAGAAAAGCAAUAGCUAUAAUUCACACUCCCAAAAUAAGCCUGUAUUUUAUAUCUAUAGUGGAUGCAAUGCUAGCUGUAGGUUUUUUUAUUGGAUUACACUAAUUAUUUUUAUGUUAUGUGUAACCGGAAUUCCAUCCACCCACAAAACCUAUCCUAAUAUUAAGCCCUGGCUUCAGUAAUGCUUCCAGGUCUGCAAAUGAAUGCAAGAAGCAACAUGUCUGCCCCCACAUCACCAAACAAUCCAGUCCUCUGCACUCGCAGGAGACAGCACAAUCUUCUUAUAAAAAACAAAUGACAAGUGCUUGGAAUACUCCAGAUUGGUGUUUAGUGUGUGCUUCCAUGCCAAUUUGAUGUUAAAAAAAAAAAAAGCGAACUCCAAGUACAUUGCAGACUUGCUUAGCAAACUGUUUUGUUGCUAUAUAACUCAAGAAUAGUUUGCAUGGAUCUGUCCCUUUAAAUUAGAACUUGUGGGAUGCACUUGUCUUUGUCAUGUGAUUAUUUAUGUUUUAAAUCUGUUAUUAUGGUCUCAAGCUAUGAAGCUGUUAAGGCUGAUGCCAUGCAGGCUCGCUCAUGUCAGCCUAACAGUGAGUUAAAGGGACAUGAAACCCAAAACUUUUCUUUCAUGAUUCUGAUAGAACAUACAAUUUUAAAUAACUUAACAAUUGACUUCUAUUAUCAAAUUGGCUUUAUUCUCUUGUUAUCCUUUGUUGAAUGAGCAGAAAUGCACUACUGGCAGCUAGCUGAACACAUCUAGUCAGCCUAUCACAAGAGACAAAUGUAUGCAGCCACCAAUCACCAGCUAGCUCCAGUAGUGUAGGAUAUGUACAUAUUAUUUUUCAACAGUGGAUACCAAGAGAACAAAGCACAUUUGAAAAUCAAAAUAAAGGGUCUUAAAAUUACAGGCUCUAUCAGAAUCGUGCAAGUUUAAUAUUGACUCUCCUUUUAAGAAGCAGUAGCUGCAAGACUGCUGCUUCCUAAGCAUAAAGGUAUAGAAAGGUCAGAAUUUAAAUGUGCGUGGGUGCAUUUUAAUUUUAAAAAGAAGCAUUUUUAUUUAUUAGCAAAAAAUGCUUCUAGUAAAAGUUAUUACUGAUUUUCAGUGGCAUACGCACAUAUGCUUUGAGGGCAACAGUAUUCAAACACAUCUUAGUGUCAUCAGUGGCUUGUAUGACACAAAUUAACUCUUGACAGGCAGAAUACACAAAAUCACCAGUGGGCGGCCCCUAAUAGCAUAUGUGCAUAUACCGCUAAAUAACAGUAAUAACUUUUACUUGAAGCAUUUUGCCUAAUGGAAGUAUAUUGCAAAAAAAUGCUUCUAUUUCAAAUUGAAAUACACCCAUGCACAUUUUAACUUUGACCUUUCUAUCCCUUUAAAUUAUUGGUGUGGGGUAAUUGACAGGUCCUGCUCUUGUGAGUGAGCGAUGCUGCACAAGCAUGUGUCUUUUUGCAAGUAGUGACCUAUACUUUUAAAGCAAAGCAAACACUGUCUACAGGGCCUAAACAGACCAUUCCUCAUGUAUAGAAUGCAGCUAAACAUCCUUGCCAGGCAGGAUUAAACCAUGCAGAACAGAGGGGUACAGCUGUAUUCUAGCUUUAUUAACUCAUCUCAAAAUAUGAUGGCAGAUGUGAUACUGCACACUCUGCCACUAAUGCUCACCUUGCAAUUUUUCAGUGCAAUAUGUUCAUUCUUUUAAUUGUUUCAUACAUGUUUAAAAGUGAUAAUGGUUUAUGAAUGCAAAUGCUUUGUCUAGAGUAGGUUUAGGUUGCAAUCCAAGAUAUGUAAUUGCAUUCUCACAUUUCGGUUUUACAAUUUUAAUUAGUUUGCAGAAAUAAUUUUUAGUUGAAAGGUAAAAGAGCCAAAGAAUAUGCAUUUUAUUUACUUGUUAAACGAAAAAAGAAAAUUAUAACCUAUAUUUACCUCCUUUUUGCUCCAUUUGUAAUAGACUUCCUAAAUACUGACCUUUGUUUCAAUUUUAAAUGUUGAUUUCAAGCUUCUCAGAAAUUUGUUGUUUGUGACAAAUCACAUUUUCUCCAUAUUUGUAGGUUUGUUUACAUAAUGUGUUAACUUUAUUUUGUUAAUUUGUUUUAGUGACAAUCAUUAAGUGUUUGUGCAAAACAAACUCCUGAACGACAACUGAAAUAUUCUGGAAAUGAUUUUUUUCACCAUAACUAAAAACCUUCAAAAGUCUUUUUUUCUGUAAAUGUUACUAAAGACAGGAGUUGUGCUUUUGAGAUGAACCGGUAAUUAUAUCCUUAUGGGAUUUAAUCUGGCAGCCCAUAUAGUUAGAUUCUUUCCUAGAAACUAUUGGUUCAUAUUUCAAACCUAGGUCUUACAAUACCUGGAGCUGGUAGUCUUCUUAUCUCCUGAACAGUAGAAUCCUAUGCCCUUUACCUCUCCUAUUUUACCAUUUAUAGCUUGUAUAGAUGAAACAACAUUCUAAACCCAUAGGAUUUCAGUUUUAGAGGUAGUGAACUUUGGGCCCAUUUCUUACUUUCUUCUUAAGGCAACACAUUAGACAUUGUCCAAAUGCAAAGAUCAGCACGUUUAAAAAAAAAAUAACUGCUGGUUUGUUGUGGCUGCUUUGGGCAUAUUUUAAUACCACACAAUACUACUUUCCUGGAUAGAUUUUAAACGCACUAUGAACGUAAAAGAAUAUACUGCUUAUUUCUGGUUUUAACACCGCACAACCUAUUCCAUAUUUAUUGUGUGAGUCACUUGCUAAGUUUUUUUGUUUAUACAGAAAUAAGAAUCUGGUUCCUCAUUUCAGAAGCAGAUAGUUUAACCCAUUUUACAAACACAUUUUUGAGUAAAGCAAGUUAUUUUUGAACUCCAGUGUUUAUGCUUAAAUCAUUCACUCUGUUGAUCUUCAAUGUUUUUUAGUGUAUCUGUGAAAAUGGUUUCAUAGAGACAUUUCACUUAUGCUCUUUAUUAGCUUUGACUGCUUCAUUUAAUUUACUCCAAGAUACUGCAGCAUAUUGAUGAUGUUCAUUUAUUUCCUACUGCUUGCAUGGUCCUUGAGGAAGGAGACGUGGCAUCAGCUCCAUUCUCAAAAUAAGUUGCGCCAAUUAAAUUAUUACAAGAAAUUAUAUUUGUACUAAAAUGUGUAAUCUCAGAGCUGUCAUUGAACUUGCAUGGUCCAAUCAGAAUAUAUUUUUAAUUUGUAUUAUAGAAUAAAAUCAGUAUGUAUUUUUCAAAUAUGUUGUAAAAAUAUUCCAUUUUAAGGUUCAGAUUUACUAAACCCGUUUUCAAACCUCUGACAAUGCUAGAUUUUCAUACACUCAGAUUGUUUGCUGAAUGCAUUUUAUAUAGAAAAUGGUUCAAACCCAGAAUCCCAAUCCUCUCUCACACAAGCAUUCCUUGGCAUACUGGUAUGAAACAAACUGUUAGAUAAGGUGCUAGGACAAAAUCUGUUUCUCCCUGGGUUUGUAAUUAUUUGAUUCUUAUUUGCAACAGCAUCCAGAGGGGUCAGUAGUGCAUUGCAAACAAAUAGUUCGUUAGCAUUUCCAGCAACCAAGGUUAUAGCUAUGUCAUUGGGACCAGUAAAUAGUUUCUAAUAUCUGUCCAGAGCAGAACCAAAAUCUUGAAGAUCAUGUUAUUGGUGCAUGUUGAACAUAUUUAUAAUUAUCUUACAAGAAAAUGCUAUUCACUGUUGUUGAAAUGUUAAAUUUAGUUGCUGUUGACAAUGUAAAUAGCUAGCAGAGAGUAAAAUAAAUAUUUUAAUUCAUUGUAAAUAGGAGAUGUACAAACUUCAGAAUCAGUAAGAUAUCUAUACUCUGUUAAAUAAAUAUUGUAAUGUUUCUGGC
Molecule: messenger RNA, 6985 nt
Organism: Bombina bombina (fire-bellied toad)
Lineage: Eukaryota; Metazoa; Chordata; Amphibia; Anura; Bombinatoridae
Gene: HYCC2
Product: hyccin PI4KA lipid kinase complex subunit 2
Exons: 10
Coding region: 221-1582 (453 amino acids)
Biological process (GO): phosphatidylinositol phosphate biosynthetic process; protein localization to plasma membrane
Cellular component (GO): plasma membrane
Source: RefSeq, a predicted model, not a curated record